Protopterus annectens (West African lungfish) is the source of this 1269-nucleotide messenger RNA. Its product is annotated as ficolin-1-like. Bases 55 to 1041 code for a protein of 328 amino acids. The transcript has 9 exons. Lineage: Eukaryota; Metazoa; Chordata; Ceratodontiformes; Protopteridae. The record is from RefSeq and is a predicted model, not a curated record.
UUAAGUGUUAGAAACCCAGCUGAAUUCACUUGUUGGUGAAAGAACAUUUUAAAGAUGCACAAGCAGGCCGUAGUGGUCAUUCUGCUUUGUCUUACUGUAUCUAUUUAUGCUGAAGAAUCCUGUCCAGAUGUGAAGCUUAUUGGUCUCAGUGGUUCAGAGAAGCUUGCUGUCCUUCAGGGAUGUCCUGGCAUUCCCGGUAUUCCUGGAACUGCUGGCAUUACUGGUGCUCCUGGUCUUCCUGGAGUUAAAGGUGAAAAGGGUGCCAAUGGGACUCCUGGGAAAGCAGGACCACCAGGUCAAAAAGGUGAAAAGGGCAAUGUUGGGAUUCCUGGACUACAAGGACCUUCAGGUGAAAAAGGAACAUGUGAUAUGAAUGAUAUUGACAGCAUUUUAUGCAGAAAUGGUGCCAAAGACUGUAAAGAGUUGAUGGAAAAAGGAAACCUACUGAGUGGGUGGUACACCAUUUACCCAGAAGACUGCAAGUCCAUGGAAGUUUUUUGUGACAUGGAUACAGAUGGUGGAGGAUGGCUGGUCUUCCAAAGACGCUAUGAUGGAUCUGUUGAUUUUUAUCGUGACUGGAACUCUUACAAAAAAGGGUUUGGUAACAAGCAAACAGAAUUCUGGUUGGGAAAUGACAACAUUUCCAAUUUAACCACAUCAAGUAAAGGAACAUUUGAAUUAAGGGUUGACCUUCAAGACUUUGACUAUAACAUAUACUUUGCAAAAUACAAGACAUUCAGGAUUACUGGAGAAGAUGACAAGUACAAACUUCAUCUGGGAAACUUUGUGGAAGGAAAUGCAGGAGAUUCACUGUCUUAUCAUUCUGGCAAGCAAUUUUCCACAAAGGAUGAUGCUAACGGUCCCAACAAAGGAUGUACUUCAGUUUAUAAAGGCGCAUGGUGGUAUGACAACUGUUAUAAGUCAAACCUCAAUGGGAAAUAUUACGGGGGGAAUAAUAAAGAGGACGGAGUCACAUGGACACAUGCAAAAGGCAAUUACUAUUCCUUCAAACUUACAGAAAUGAAAUUUCGAGCCAUCUAGGAAAUGCUCUUUACUCCUUUCAUUUUAUAAAUAGUGACUAAAAUGAUUCAAUCUAGAUUUGCCAGUUUAGCUGCUGUUAUAUUCUGCCCACCUCUCCAGUACAGAUGAAAGCAUAUAGAUAAUGAUUUUAGAAUGUUGUCUUACUUCAUUUGCAUGUUAUUCAUUGCUUUUCCUAUGGUGAUUAUAGUCUUGCUGUUCUACCAGAAUAAAUCAUUUAUUGUUCAUUAA